Molecule: messenger RNA, 924 nt
Organism: Endocarpon pusillum Z07020
Lineage: Eukaryota; Fungi; Ascomycota; Eurotiomycetes; Verrucariales; Verrucariaceae
Exons: 1
Coding region: 1-924 (307 amino acids)
Source: RefSeq, a predicted model, not a curated record
AUGUCUAAACCUCGAGCGAUCCGCUUCGCUUUCCAAGCCCUAGAGCAGUCCGAAGGCGUCGGCGCCCGCGUCCGGCGCUCGAUCGGCACACCCAAACUACGGAACCUCUCACCCUUUCUCAUGCUAGACCACUCCACCGUCUACCCGGGCGCCGGCUUUCCAGACCAUCCCCACCGCGGCCAAGAAACCAUCACCUACCUCCUCUCCGGCGCACUCGACCACGAAGACUUCGCCGGAAACAAAGGCACCAUCUGGGCCGGAGACCUGCAGUUCAUGACCGCCGGUCGAGGCAUCAUGCACGCCGAGAUGCCGCGAGAUAUGGGCGACGGUUCUCCAAAUAUCGGCAUGCAACUCUGGGUCGACCUCCCCAAGGAACUCAAAACCGUCGAACCAAGAUACCGAGAUCUGCGGGCCAAGGAAAUCCCACAGGUGGAGACCGAGGACGGAAAAGUGCACAUCAAGGUGAUAUCGGGCAAGAGCCACGGCAUCGACUCCGUCCGCGAUCUGGCCUACACGCCCGUCUGGAUCCUCGAUGUCACCAUAAAACCCGGCGGCAAGAUAACCCAAGAACUACCCAAAGACUGGAACGCCUUUGCAUACACCCUCUCGGGCGUGGUAUCCUUCAGCGACGGCCCUAACCCGGAGAACACCAAGACCAUAACACCCUACCACAACGUGGUAUUCGACAACGACGGCAAAUCCGACGUCGUGACGGCAGAAGUGGAGGAAGGCGCCUCAGAAGAAGCGAGAUUCAUUCUCUUUGCCGGUCAGCCCCUGGACCAGCAGGUCGUGCAACACGGCCCGUUUGUGCUGAACAGUCGUGAGGGGGUCAUGGAGGCCAUGAUCGAUUUUCAGAGCCAUUCGAAUGGGUUCGAGAGGGCGAAAGGCUGGAGGAGUGAGAUCGGGAGGAGUAUGAUUCACUGA